Messenger RNA from Colletotrichum higginsianum IMI 349063, 981 nucleotides. Its product is annotated as 2,3-dihydroxybenzoic acid decarboxylase. Gene Ontology annotation, biological process: secondary metabolic process. The record is from RefSeq and is a predicted model, not a curated record. Gene Ontology annotation, molecular function: hydrolase activity; carboxy-lyase activity. Bases 1 to 981 code for a protein of 326 amino acids. Lineage: Eukaryota; Fungi; Ascomycota; Sordariomycetes; Glomerellales; Glomerellaceae. The transcript has a single exon. Gene Ontology annotation, cellular component: cytosol; cytoplasm.
AUGACGCCUCUUAUCGGAAUUGAAGAGCAUUUCUUUUCGCCCCUCGCUCCUGAGCGACGGGGUAUAUACGUUCGCCCUAACCCCCAAGAAUACGGUCCUAUUAUACCAAAGAAGCUCGCCGACAUUGGUCCAGCUCGACUUCAAGACAUGGCCAGUGCAUCCGUCGCUAUGACAGUCCUUUCUCAUCUGCAGGUGAUUCCUGAGCCGGAAGCCUGCACAUCUAUCAACGAUGAUACCUACUCCAAAAUCGUCCAGCAUCUGGACCGCUACGCUGCCUUUGCGCUUUUGCCCCUUAACGACCCUGCCAAGGCGGCAACUGAACUACGCCGAUGCGUGCAGGAUCUGGGGUUUGUAGGCGCGUUGACGCCAAACCACCUUGACGAUGGAAGUUUCUUUGAUUCGCCGCGGUUCUAUCCGUUAUGGGAAGCGGCUCAGGAGCUAGAUGUGCCAAUCUAUAUUCACCCAACCUUUUCACCCGAGGCCGAGACGGAAGUCAACUUCAAAGGACCUUAUGACGCCAAAUUUGAAAAGGCCAUAGGGUUAGGUUGCUGGGGCUGGCAUUCCCGUAUGGGCGUCCACAUCCUCCGUCUGUAUGCGGCCGGCAUAUUCGACAAAUUCCCCAAGGUCAAGAUUAUCAUCGGACAUAUGGGUGAGAUGUUACCUUUCAUGCUUGACCGCAUCAUCAGGUUGUGGCCUGCCUCCGAGACACCUAGGCGCGGGCUGAGAGAGGUGUGGGAUGGGAAUAUUUGGAUUACGACAAGCGGGAUGUUUUCGCUUGCGCCGAUGGCCUGUCUGCUGCAGGAGACCAAGAUCGAGAGAAUCUUGUUCAGCUGCGACUAUCCGUUUGCUGAGUACGGGGUGGCAAGGGAGUUUAUGGAGCGCUUGAAGGCGAGUGGGCUUGUUGGUGACGAAGAUUGGGAGAAGAUUGCGUGGAAGAACUCGAAGGAGCUCUUGAGAUUGAAGUUCGAGGUAAAGGAGUAA